CUGAAAAGUUCAAGAUAUCUCCUAUAAUGGCAGCCACACACAACCUUGGCAACAACGAACCAGGAUCCUUCUUCUCCAACAAAUCUGCCAAGAUCUUCGUUGCCGGCCACUGUGGCUUGGUUGGUUCAGCUAUAGUCCGCAAGCUCCAGCAGCUGGGCUUCACAAAUCUAGUUCUCCGCACUCAUGCUGAGCUUGACCUUACCUGUCAAUCUGAUGUAGACACCUUUUUUGCCACCGAGAAGCCCCAGUUUGUGAUCUUGGCUGCUGCCAAAGUGGGUGGAAUCCAUGCCAACAACACCUAUCCGGCAGAUUUCAUUGCCAUCAAUCUACAAAUCCAGACCAAUGUGAUCGACUCCUCAUAUCGACACGGUGUCACCAAGCUUCUCUUCUUGGGCUCUUCUUGCAUUUACCCAAAAUUUGCCCCGCAGCCGAUUCCUGAAGAUGCGCUCCUUACAGGCCCGCUGGAGCCCACCAAUGAAUGGUAUGCUGUGGCCAAAAUAGCUGGGAUCAAGAUGUGCCAGGCCUACCGCAUCCAACACCAUUGGAAUGCUAUCUCUGCCAUGCCCACCAAUUUGUACGGUCCCCAUGACAACUUCCACCCAGAGAAUUCCCAUGUGUUGCCUGCAUUGAUGAGGAGGUUUCAUGAGGCCAAGAUGCAGGGAGCCAAGGAGGUAGUAGUAUGGGGUACGGGCAGUCCCCUUAGGGAGUUCUUGCAUGUGGAUGAUCUGGCAGAUGCUGUGGUAUUCUUGAUGGACAGAUACAAUGGGUUGCAGCAUGUGAAUGUGGGCAGCGGGAUGGAGGUUAGCAUCAAGGAAUUGGCAGAGUUAGUGAAGGAGGUGGUUGGGUUUGAAGGGGCCCUUGUUUGGGACACAUCCAAGCCUGAUGGUACUCCUAGGAAGCUCAUGGACAGCUCCAAGCUUGCUGGUCUAGGUUGGACCCCAAAGAUUUCACUCAAAGAUGGUCUUGUUCAUACUUACCAGUGGUACUUGGAAAAUGUCCAGCAAUAAUGCAGGUGAUAACCUAUUCAUCCAAGUUCCACCUUCACCUUUAUUAUUUCCAUUUUUUGGUAACGGAGGGAAAUAAUUAUAUGUUGCUUCUGUGCUUUGCUAGCAUCUUUAAGGUUAUGAUGCCAGGUUGGGAUGGGUGACUAGCGAGAAAUUGUUAAUCAUGAUUCAUCCAAUUUACUAUUGUAUACUACUGAGUGAUUAUAGUUUUACUAUGUGUAUUUUUAGUUAUUUCAACCAAAAACAUGCGGGAUCAUAUUUGCAGAGGACCCUUGUUUGUGACGCUA
Molecule: messenger RNA, 1291 nt
Organism: Carica papaya (papaya)
Lineage: Eukaryota; Viridiplantae; Streptophyta; Magnoliopsida; Brassicales; Caricaceae
Product: putative GDP-L-fucose synthase 2
Biological process (GO): nucleotide-sugar biosynthetic process
Molecular function (GO): GDP-L-fucose synthase activity
Source: RefSeq, a predicted model, not a curated record